AUGAACAAUAGCAGUAAACAGCUUCCUCUUUUCCGACGACGACACCAUGACAAUUCGCCUGCUCCCAAUGUUACAUCUUGGCUUCUCCAUCAUCGGAAACGACUUGCCUUGAUCAGUAUCGGCAUUCUUAUCUUUCUUUUCCUCGGCUCAACCACCAGCAACAGUUCCCGUUCUGCCGAUUCGCAAGGCUCUGAUUCGCAACGUGAGCCAACAUCCUAUCGCAUUGACUUGCCUGUUUGGCCUACCACACUCGACAAUGACAAUGAACAACAACAGAGUGCGUUUACACCUGGCAUGUUUAUGACAGACGCCCUCAGUCGUAAUAGCGAUUUGAAAGCAGUGACAGCUGUCAUCUAUCGCAUAUCACAAGAUCCAGACAAGGUUGUGCGUGUCGUGCAUCAUUUGUUACGAUAUCCAUUCAUUCGCGAGAUUUAUAUCCAUAAUCCGAUGACAAGGCAAAAGCUAACAGUGGAGCAACUUGCAUUGGAUAUCAAUAAGGCAUCACAUAUCAACAUUGAAAUCUUUGAUGAAAAGAACGAGCAUCUUGGAAGCUUUGCGAGGUUCACCACAUGCGCAAUGGCAUCGUUUGACACAUGCUUCAUGCAAGAUGAUACAUGGAUCAAUCCGAAUAUGGACACCUUAUACUUGAACAUGAUUCGAUUCCCAACCUUGAUUCACGCUCAUUCUCCACCUACUCUUUAUCUGGAUCAAGUUCGGCGACGCUUCCGUAACUCUGAGGUCUCGAUGCAUUCAGGUUAUGUCGAUCUUCAAUAUGGCACAUUUUUACCAAGGACCGAAGCGCAGACGUUCUUGACAAAGAUGGGUAAAUCGUCGCUUGGCAAGGACAGGAUCCGAUUGGCAGAUAUAUACUUUGCAUUAUGGACAAACCAGUAUCCCUGGAUUCUUGAAAAUCCUAUCCACUCUGCUGCUUCUACUGCUUUGGAUGAAUCAACAAUCACCCAACAACCAUCAACAGAAUGGUCAUCUCGUGUAUACUCAAAUAUCUUACAAGCUGCACGACGUAUGCAACGCACGCUGGAAGCGGAUUUAUCAGAUGCACCCAAAGACUUUUUCGAACGAUCAGAGGAAGUACCAACAUUGGAUGAACGUGAUGUGAGAGCAUCGUGCACCAAUGAUCGAUGCAUGUUUAUCACCAACAUGGACUUUAUCCCGGAUCCAAGUAACCUGACAUUCAAUCGCACUGAAGUGACCAGUAUCCCUGAUUGGGAAAAGACAUACGACACCAUUGGCAACAUACCCACCCACGAAUUCUUUGCUGAACAUGCGUAUCAUAUGGCUGUCGAUCAGGAUCCUAAUACUUGCUGGAAUACCUUUGAAAAACCCAAAAGGGGCGACUACUUUGGCUUGAUAUUAAUGGGAGACAUACGGCCGGAAUUAUUGCAAAUCUAUACAUGUAAUGAUAUUCAGCAUGCAGAGGGCUUGUUUGGUGUAGAGGUGUCCAAAGACGGCAAUGAAUGGGUCACGUGUAAAACCAAGUCUACGUCCGGUUGGCACCAUGUCCCACCACGGUUGCGUAUUGGUCUUGAAUGUGGACAAGAUGUUGACUCAAUACGGGCAAUCCGUAUCAUUUUCCGACAAGAUGGCCCGGAGCCGUUCAAUGUUUGUGGGCUUGGAUUAGAUUCCUUUGUUGUUUGA
Molecule: messenger RNA, 1656 nt
Organism: Lichtheimia ornata
Lineage: Eukaryota; Fungi; Mucoromycota; Mucoromycetes; Mucorales; Lichtheimiaceae
Exons: 7
Coding region: 1-1656 (551 amino acids)
Source: RefSeq, a predicted model, not a curated record